AUAGUGUUGUUAUUGUCAUAUGUUUAUUUUUACUGCUGUACUGAACAUUUAUGUGUCGAAACGUAAAAAACAUAAGUUGCUAAGAAUCUGUUGGUUAAGUGUGCUUUAAAAAUUUUUCACUGCCACGAUGAGCGAGAUUCGACAUGACUUUUGGGACGACAUAUUCGAACGUCAAUUGUAUGAAUCAAUUAACACGCACAUAUUAUCAACGUUUAUUCAAACAGUAGAAAAUUUGAGAAAAGAUUUCUCAAACAUAAUGUGUGAAUUUAAUAAAAUAAAAGAACAAAAUGACAAUAAUUCCAAGACCGCCAUAGAACAAAUAAAGAAGGAAGAUAUGUUAGAAGAAGUUCUAGAUAUUACGACAUCUACAACUUCUGGCAUUCAACAAAACACUGGAGACGAUGUUAAGUCUGAGGAAAGCGGUUUUCCUAAGUUUCUUGACGAAUUGAUAAAAGAAGUUCUGGAAAACAUUAAAAAGAUGGAUUUGACGAAUCGAGAAAUGACGGAUAUGCCAAGAAAGAUCGAAGUUAAAACGCAGAUUGAUAUCAAGUAUGAUCAGUUUCUCGAGAUAAUGUAUCAGAAUGAGAUUAGAAGAAUUAUUAUCCAACUUCAUGAUCAUGGCAAGAGACACUUUCCCACAGGAGUUAUAGACGAGAAAAAAAAUUAA
Molecule: messenger RNA, 667 nt
Organism: Nylanderia fulva
Lineage: Eukaryota; Metazoa; Arthropoda; Insecta; Hymenoptera; Formicidae
Source: RefSeq, a predicted model, not a curated record